This is a messenger RNA of Carcharodon carcharias (great white shark), 684 nucleotides long. It is a transcript of the gene cldn15a, whose product is annotated as claudin 15a. NCBI's taxonomy places the organism in Eukaryota, Metazoa, Chordata, Chondrichthyes, Lamniformes, Lamnidae. Gene Ontology annotation, cellular component: bicellular tight junction; plasma membrane. Gene Ontology annotation, biological process: bicellular tight junction assembly; cell adhesion. Gene Ontology annotation, molecular function: structural molecule activity. The record is from RefSeq and is a predicted model, not a curated record. Bases 4 to 684 code for a protein of 226 amino acids. The transcript has 5 exons.
CCAAUGUCGGCCCUAGACUCGUUGGGGUUUCUGGUGGGCUUAGCAGGUUGGAUCCUGAUCGGGGUCUGCCUGGGGGUCGAUCAAUGGAAGGUCUCCAGUCUGGAUGGCAGUGUUAUCACCACCUCCACCAUCUACGCGAACCUAUGGAAGAGCUGCGCCAGUGACUCCACCGGAGUGUACAACUGCAGGGACUUCCUCAGUCUGUUCGGCCUCUCAGAUUAUGUCCGUGCCUCCCAGGCCCUGAUGAUUAUAUCCAUCCUGCUGGGAUUUUUCGCUGGGAUUGCCAGUUUGUUUGGACUGAAAUGCACCCUAUUGGGUAACACUGAUCCCAUUGUGAAAGCAAAGAUUGCAACAGUUGGAGGAGCUCUGUUUAUUGUGGCAGCCCUGUGUGCAAUGGUUCCAGUGUCCUGGUAUGCCUACAAUGUCACAGUGCAGUUCUAUGACCCAAUCUACCCAGGAACCAAGUAUGAACUUGGAGCAGGUCUCUACAUUGGCUGGGCUGGGGGAUCGCUGGAGCUGAUCGGUGGGAUCUUCUUGUGCCUCUCUUGUAAAUCAUCCACAGGAGUCACAGGUAACUACUCGUACACGUACAGAGCUGCCAGAUCAACCCCAGCAGCAAUGUCCAAGAAACUGAACUCAGAGAUGGACAAUACGAGCAACUAUGGGAAGAACGCUUAUGUCUGA